AUGUCUUUUGAUUACGACGGUCCUCCAGGAACGAAACGUUUUUGUCCUAAUCCAAAUGAAGAUUCCUAUCAUAACCCUAGUAUUUCACAUACCAAAGUAAUUCAUGUUCGAAAUUGUCAUCCUGCUACUACAGAAGCAGAUUUGUUGGAGGCCCUCUCCAAAUUUGACGUUGUAGCAUAUGCUACAGUUAUGUCACACAAAAAGAUGGCAUUAGUAGAGUUUGAAACGGUUAUUGGUGCAGAGAAAUGUGUUAAUGAAUCUAGUAGAACUCCUAUUUAUGUCAGAGGAUAUCAAAUAAACUGUUCUUUCUCUAAUGUACAUUGUAUUCAACGUACAGGUCUUGAAUGUGAAAAACCAAACAAAGUUUUAUGUAUAACAAUUUUGAAUCAAACUUAUCCAAUAGAUUGUGAUCUUAUAAAUAGAAUUUGUAAAGAUAACGGCAAAGUAAUUAGAAUAGCAAUAAUUCGUAAACAACCAAUACAUUGUUUAGUUGAAUUUGAAACAAUUGAAGAUGCACGAAGGGUUAAAAUUGCGAUAAAUGGAGCUGAUAUAUAUUCGGAUUGUUGUACAUUAAAGGUAGAAUAUGCUAGACCUGAUUUUGUUAAAGUAACUUAUAAUUGCAUUGAUUCAUGGGACUAUACUUGUUCCCUUCCUGAUAGACCAAAUUUCCAACAAAAACAAAAUGUUCCACCACAUAAUAAUCAAUCUAAUUAUAAUAAUCAUUCACAAAGUCAUAAUAAUCAGUACGAUUCAAAAAGGGAUGAUAAAUCAUAUCAUAAUAGAGGUCCUCCACCAAGAAAUGACCAACCAUAUUCUCCUCCAUCAAGAGAUAGAUCUCAUAAUUCAUAUAAUAAACCUUAUGAUAAUGGGCAAAAUUAUAAUUCUACAGAUAGAAGACAUUCACCGCGUAGAGAUAAUUUUAAUGAGCCAGGAUAUAGAGGUGCUGGUAAUAAUAUUCCACCACAAAGAGAUUAUCAACCAAGAGAUUACCAAAAUACAAAUUAUGAUUCGAGAAGAGAUUCAUAUGACACAAGAAGAAUGAAUAAUGGUCCACCAAUAGAUAAUCGUUAUGAUAAUAGAAGAGAUAAUUAUAAUAAUCCACCUCCUGAUAAAAUUAUAAAUAAUUAUAAUAAUAGAGAACGUCGUGAUGAAAGAGUUCCAUAUGAAAGAAGACCAGAUUCUAGAGAUGGUGGAAGAUAUGAUAAUUAUUAUCCACCAGAUAGAAAUAGAUCUAAUUUUCCAAAAGUAGGAAAUGAAAGAUUUCCAGGACAACAACCAUAUGAUAAUGGUUAUGAGGGUAAAUAUGAUCAACGUAAUGAUAGAAAAGAAGACCAUGGAUGUGUCUUAAUGAUUUACGGUGUCAAUCAUGAAAAUUUUAACUGUGAUAAACUUUUUAAUCUUCUAUGUCCAUAUGGAAAUGUUCUUCGUGUUAAAUUUAUGAGAUCAAAACCUGAUACAUGUAUGGUUGAAAUGAAUAAUAGGAAUGAAAUGAAUAAUGCUAUAAAACACCUUCAUGAAAUUAAGAUGUUUGGAACUGAAUUGGCCCUUAGGCCAUCUAAACAAAAUUCAUUAAAGGGUACAGAUCAACCUUUUGAUAUGUUGGAUGGAACUCCAUCGUAUAAAGAUUUUUCACAUAAUAAAUUUCAACGAUACAAUUCACAAGAAAUGGCUGUUAAAAACCGUCUUGCCUAUCCAACACCUGAACUUCAUUGGUUUAAUGCACCACCAGAUGUAGCUGAUGAGCAAAUUUUUGGAGCAUUUGAAGAGGCCCGUGCUCCACGUCCAGUUGCUAUUACAAAAGGCCUUAGUAGGCAUGGUGGCAGUUCUUCAGGUACUUGUAAAUUUCGAAGUGCUGAAGAAGCUGCAGAAGCUUUAGCUAUUGCAAAUCAUGUACCAAUUUAUACACCAUCUUCUAAAUAUCCAUUUGUUUUAAAGAUGGCUUUUAAUGCAGAACAAGCAGCAGCUAGAAGAGCAAUGAAACGUGACCAUCCUGAUGAUGAAGACCAACGGGGAUUACCACCAAUUCCACAUGGGCAGCCUUAUUAA
Messenger RNA from Strongyloides ratti, 2046 nucleotides. Its product is annotated as FI03683p. NCBI's taxonomy places the organism in Eukaryota, Metazoa, Nematoda, Chromadorea, Rhabditida, Strongyloididae. Gene Ontology annotation, molecular function: mRNA binding. The transcript is spliced from 4 exons. Gene Ontology annotation, cellular component: nucleus. The record is from RefSeq and is a predicted model, not a curated record. Gene Ontology annotation, biological process: regulation of RNA splicing. Bases 1 to 2046 code for a protein of 681 amino acids.